This is a messenger RNA of Clonostachys byssicola, 1701 nucleotides long. NCBI's taxonomy places the organism in Eukaryota, Fungi, Ascomycota, Sordariomycetes, Hypocreales, Bionectriaceae. The record is from the annotation of a GenBank genome assembly.
AUGCAAGAAGAUUUGGAUCUCGUCGUAGUUGGUGCAGGCUGGUUCGGUCUGGCCGCCGCCAAGACUUACAUUGAACUCCAUCCCAAUGAGAAGAUAGUGGUCAUUGAAGGAGACAACAGCAUUGGGGGAACCUGGUCUGAGGGACGUCUCUAUCCUGGGCUAAAAUCGAAUAACCUAUGCGGAUCAUAUGAAUAUCCGGAUUUCCCAAUGGAAGAGAGUGUCUACGGUGUCAGAGCCGGCCAAGAUCAUAUUCCCGCGGCGACUCUGCAUCGUUACUUGACAGACUUCUCCAAGAAAUUUGGAGUGUACGAGCGGACACGUCUCAACACCAAAGUUAAUACUAUACAACCAGAGGGUAGCGGCUGGCAACUAAGCAUAACCUCCAAAGAAGGCCAAUACCAACUGCAAACGAAGAAGUUGAUUCUCGCCACUGGUUUGACCUCGACGCCAAAUAUUCCCACCUACCCAGGCCAGGAACACUUCACGCCACCUUUUUUCCAUGCUAAAGACUUCUGUACCAAUGGCGAGUUAGUGGACACGGCUCAGAAUGCCGUAGUUGUCGGCGGUGGAAAGUCUGCGUAUGACUGCGCCUAUGCAUUUGCAGACAAAGGCGCACAGGUAGACUUGGUUGUUCGACCAACAGGCCAAGGGCCAGUAUGGCUUUGCCCUCCCUUUGUAACUCCAUUUAAACGAAUGAUGGAGGAGUUGCUUCACACGAGAGCCCUCACAUGGUUUAGCCCUUGCCCUUGGGGAGGCGAAGAUGGUUAUUCUGUCGCACGAGACUUCCUUCACGGCACGGCCUUGGGCAGGUUGUUGGUUGACAACUACUGGAAUCAACUGACCAAUGAGGUCAUUGAAACACAUGGGUUCGAUGAUCACCCAGAAACCUUCAAGUUGAAACCUUGGUACUCGGCCAUGUGGACAGGCAGUGGCGUGGGGAUUCACAACUUCUCCAGCAAUUUCUAUGAGAUGGUGCGAAACGGGAAAAUCAGGGUUCACCUCGCUGAGAUCACAAAGCUCGAUGGGGACUCGGUGACUCUGAGCACUGGACAAACCGUUCGUACCGAUGUGGUCGUCUGUGCCACCGGCUGGAAGAAGGAGUCGACUAUCAAAUUUGAAAACUUGGGUAAAGGCGGCAUGGGCGUAGCCCGCAGCCACGAAGAGGUUGAACGCUUGAGUAGCGACGCCGACAAGGAGAUUUUGACCCGAUUUCCCCGCCUCAAGUUUCAGCCAGUUCUCAGGUAUGAGCAGACGAAGGAGACCCCACUGCGAAACUACCGCUUCAUUGUCCCAGCGUCCCUAGUCUUUCAGCGCAACAUAGCAUAUGCUGGCAUGGUGUCAACCGUCAGCACUGCUGCAUUUGCCAACGCUCAAGCUCUUUGGAUCUCAGCAUUCUUCGAUGGGAAACUCAAGAGGACUCCAAGAGAUGAUGACGAGGUCACAAAAGAGGUUAUGCUCCACACCCAAUUUGGUAAAUGGAGGUAUCCUUGCGGUUAUGGGGCCAACCUCCCCGAUUUUGCUUUUGAUGCCCUCCCGUAUAUUGAUCUACUCCUCAACGACAUUGGCGUGAAGAACCAUCGUAAGGCUACACAAAUUGCCGAAUUUACUGAGGCGUACAAGCCAAAAGACUACAAAGGUUUAACUGAAGAAUUUCUUGAGUUGCAUGGAGGGAAGUUGCCGGCGGCUACGAAUGGCUUCUAG